AUGGCAAAUUUGAGUUGUGGUGCGAGAUGCCUUAAAUUUUGCCUUUUCGUAUUUAAUUUGAUUUUUUUGCUUUGUGGUUUGCUAUGUGUUAGUAUUGGCAUAUGGUUAGUAUUAGAUCGAUACGCUGUAGAAAACUUAGCAAUUGCUAGUGAAAAAGUUCAAGUUACCGAUGAUGGAUUACGUGAAUUGGCAUCUAAGCCAGCAGCGGUACGACAAAUUGGAUAUUUGUUAAUUAUUGGUGGUAUAAUUGUCAUUGUUGUAUCAUUUAUGGGAUGUUGUGGAGCGGCUAAAGAAUGGCGUUUACUUUUAUGUUGCUAUGCAACAUGUCUAAUGAUUAUACUUGCAACACAAAUAGCGGCGGCGAUAUAUGCUGUUAUGCAUAGUCACACGUUCGCGCAGGAUUUCCGACAAAUUUUGAAAGCAUCAUUAAAAUUAUACAAUGGGACGGAUACUACACAUAAAAUGUCCGAUGAUACAGUACUUAUGAAGGCUGCAUGGGAUAAAAUUAUGAUUGAAAAAUCAUGUUGUGGUGUGGAUUCAAAGAUUGGUGAUUUCAAUGAAAGCGGUUGGUAUCGGCUAACUGGUCAAAAGCAUCAUUUUCCGCCAGCUUGCUGUCCACCAAACAAAAAUGGAGUUUUGAUGGAAUUUUGUCCUACAAUAGCUAGAUAUGGCGAUGGUUGUUAUGAUAAAAUCAAGGAUUCUGUACAGUCAUUAAUGACACAUUUCAAGAUUGUUGCAUGGACUGUAAUCAGUAUUGCAUUGAUACAGAUAUUUGGUAUAAUAGUGGCAUUUUGCUUAUGUAAUUCUAUUGGAGAAGAUGAAUACUACUGA
Messenger RNA from Cercopithifilaria johnstoni, 831 nucleotides. The record is from the annotation of a GenBank genome assembly. Lineage: Eukaryota; Metazoa; Nematoda; Chromadorea; Rhabditida; Onchocercidae.